AUGUUUUUUAAUAUUAAAAUAGAAGAGAACGGUGUUUUUAUCAUUGAAUUUUGCAUAUGGCAUAAAAACAGGACAAUGUUGAAAGUGGAUCCAUUGAGAUUAGUUGGUCGAGUAUUCCCUAUUGUUCGCUGGUCGAGGACUUAUGACUUGCGGACAGGGAUCGGUGAUUUGAUAGCUGGAAUCACUGUUGCGCUUACUCUGGUACCACAGUCUAUUGCCUAUGCGUCACUUGCAGGAUUUGAACCGCAGUAUGGACUUUACGCGUCUUUUGUGGGCGGUUUUGUUUACGCGUUAAUGGGAACUUGUCCACAAAUCAACAUUGGUCCCACUGCGUUACUAUCGCUCCUUACUUUUACUUAUACGAAUGGAACCAAUCCUGAUUAUGCGGUGUUAUUAUGUUUCGUUGGUGGAAUCAUUCAACUGAUUGCUGGCAUCGUACAACUUGGUUUUCUCGUAGAAUUUGUGUCAUUGCCGGUGGUAUCUGGUUUUACAUCUGCCGCUGCUAUUACUAUCGCGUCAUCACAAAUUAAAGGUCUUUUAGGCCUAAGGUUCAAUGCUGAGACUUUUACAUCGACUUGGCGAGGUGUGUUUCAUAAUAUAGGAAGAACGAGGAUGGAAGAUAGCCUCCUUGGGUUAUCUUGCUGCAUAGUUCUAAUGGGGAUGAAGGCUUUAAAGGAUUUUCAAUUCAAAAGCAAGGACGAGACAGAUCGACGCACUGUUAUAUUACGACGGAGUUUUUGGUUCGCCGGCGUGUCAAGGAACGCUGUUGUUGUGGUCAUCGCAUCUGUGAUUGCAUUCUUCGUACACGAAGAUAAGGAUGCUCCUUUACUACUUACUGGUAACAUAACACCAGGUAUACCUAAACCUCAACUGCCGCCAUUUUACUCAAUAGUUGGUAAUACAACGGUGUACGCGGGGGAAAUGUUCGCUCAUCUCGGCUCUGGCCUGCUCGUCGUGCCAUUAGUCGGUGUGAUAUCCAACGUUGCUAUUGCGAAAGCGUUCUCGAAAGGCAAAACGUUGGACGCCACUCAAGAGAUAGUGGCUUUGGGCGCUUGCAACAUUAUAGGCGCUUUAUUUCAUUCGUUUCCAGUAAACGGAUCAUUUACUAGAAGCGCUGUAAGCGACGCUUCUGGCGUGAACACGCCAGCCGCAGGCUUUUAUACAGGUAUAAUAGUAUUACUCACACUGGGGCUGCUGACACCAUACUUUUACUUUAUCCCGCGCGCUGCGCUUGCCGCUGUCAUAGUCUGCGCGGUUUUACAUAUGGUGGAUAUUGCGAUAUUGAAGAGAUUAUGGAAAACCAAUAGGUUAGAUUUGAUCCCGCUUGUGGGUACAUUUGUGUGCUGCCUCGCGUUGGGAAUAGAGUUGGGGCUGGGUUGUGGAGUCGCCAUCGACGUGCUAUUGUUACUCUUCUACCAGUCGCGACCGUCGCUGGAUAUAAGAUAUGUUGAUAACGGUUUUCUUCCGCCUCAUUAUUCCGUACACCCAAUCGGUGGAUUUCACUUUGCAAGUGCUGAAAAAGUCCGAUCUAGAUUGAUUUCCCUGAAACAUACAAAAAAAGUGCCGAAUACAGAUGUGAGAUUGGAAAAUCUGACUAUCAUACCAGAUGGUAUUAGCAAUGGUGCGGUCGAACCGAGACGAGCCGCCAACGUGCUAGUGGUGCAUUGCGACGCGCUUUGCAGAUUGGACUAUACUUUUUUACAGAGUUUAAAAAUGUUAGUUCAAGAAUGGUCACGCAAUGGCCGUGUGGUGUGGUGCGAUGCUAAUUCGUUAAUUAAGGAAAAAUUGAAUAGUGUUCUACCAGAACCCUUGUACUGUGAUAAUAGUAACUUGAGAGUAUACUUGUUAGAAAUAACAAUGCCGACACAAACGGGUAAUGCUAGUGAUACAAGACUA
Messenger RNA from Brenthis ino (lesser marbled fritillary), 1896 nucleotides. NCBI's taxonomy places the organism in Eukaryota, Metazoa, Arthropoda, Insecta, Lepidoptera, Nymphalidae. The record is from the annotation of a GenBank genome assembly.